Messenger RNA from Cydia splendana, 2439 nucleotides. It is a transcript of the gene CPR56, whose product is annotated as cuticle protein 16.8-like. Bases 144 to 710 code for a protein of 188 amino acids. Lineage: Eukaryota; Metazoa; Arthropoda; Insecta; Lepidoptera; Tortricidae. Gene Ontology annotation, molecular function: structural constituent of chitin-based larval cuticle. Gene Ontology annotation, cellular component: chitin-based extracellular matrix. The transcript has 4 exons. The record is from RefSeq and is a predicted model, not a curated record.
UAGGAUACAUUACUGCAUCUGUGGUUGAAAGUGAAUGAGAUCGAGAGUGAACGUAGAAUCGUUCGUUCACCUUCACUCCACAGUUCACUCAGUCAGUGAGUUGUGCGCGCCUGUGACCCUCGUGCGCGGAUACAAAUACAAAAAUGCUGUACCCUCUGCUCUUCCUCGCGACCCUGGCGCUGUGCAGCGGCGAUGUGUCACACUUGCUUGAACAUGAACAUGAGCCGAGCACCGAACCCCCACCACCCAGGCCGUAUGCCUUCGCGUACACUGCUGGCAGGUUCCCAGGACAUACAGACAGACAUCAUGCUGAAGUUAGUGAUGGCAGUGGAGUUGUCAGAGGAACCUUCUCUUACGUAGAUCCUCGCAACAAAAUCCGCAAAGUAGACUACGUGGCCGACAAGGAGGGCUUCCACCCCAUCCUGAACGACGCUCCACCAGAUCUGCCUGCAGACUCCGCCUCGGUGGCCCAAGCCAAGGACCGCCACUACCAGCUGUAUGCGAAGAUCGCUGAGGAGCAUGCCACAUACCCUCAUCCUGCUGUGGCCGAAUCAGCGUCCCCCCGCCAAUCAGCAGCCGUGGUCGCCGCCACGCUAAAGCACGCCGAACUGUUCCGAGUGAUCGCUGAGCAGCACGCAAGGAUUGCCGCCGAACGGGAAGCGCUUCAGAAAGAGGAGGAGCUGCAAGAGCUAGACAUAGCUGGACAUUAGAUAAGGAUAGCUAUAUUAAGAGUUUUAAGGAACUAUUAACUCAGCCGAUCGAUCAUAGGGCCUCUUCCGAGGAACAACGAACGCUACACUUAUCCAACGGUUCCUCAAUAUUGUUCCCAAAAAGCGUGACUUUUCUGCCUAAGGACCUACGGCCCGAUUCGAACUUUAAGAUAUGUCAAAUAUUCUAUAAAUUGUCAAUACAGAUGUCAAUCACAAUGAAAAAAAUUACGAUGAUCAACUCUUGCCAUCGUGGGACUCGAACCCACAUCCUUGGAUUGCCGGUCCAAUGCGUUACCAGUUCCGCCAGCUGACCAUCACCGUCAAUCAAACGAAUUUAGCCAUUCCUACUGUGACAAAGUCACUAGCAACAUCUGUAUUCUGAGGUUCAAUUCAACCUUGAUCACCUCUCACGUCACAUAACGUCAAAUAUACGAUACGAUACGGACGAUAUAUAUACGAUAUGGAUUAGAUAUGUCAGUGACAAAACGUUUUUGUUUGAAGGAACGUCAUUGUUGACACUCAUAUCUAAUGCACAUAUUAUCGUAUCUAGCCGUAAUAUUUAAUGUACCUAUCUUAAAGUUCUAAUUGGGCCGCUACAGUUUGCGGUUAAUCCUAAAGAUUCUCAAGAACCUUUGACCUGUGCAUAUAAUAUCAUCAGCCGAUAACUAUGGUCGUUAGGAUAUCUUUACAAAAGCAUCUGGAGCCAUAGACAAUCAUUUAUUGACAAACGCCAAACGAAAAGUCAGAAAGGUAACGAAUGGAAACGAAUGAUCAUUUCCAUACUUACAUAUCAAUUUCGUUUAGCGGUUUCUAUUAACGAUUGUUCGGCAUGACAGGUGCGAAAGAAAAGUAACGUUAUCUGCUGCCGUUAUCUACUUUUCGACUGGCGUUAUCGAUUGUCACUUCGGCUACUACUUUUGACUCUCCUAAGAUAUAGACAAACUUGGAAUUACAAUUACAAUGUUGUGGUAGGUGUUAGGGGUGCCCAAGAGGGGAUUUUUGUAGUUACUCGAGUAAUGCGGCAACAGCAGAUUAAGAAAAUGCUAACAUAUAAUUGUCAGAUUAAGCAUUAGCACAAUUAUAGCAUCAUCGUGUAUCAAACUAACCAAAUCCAAAAUCAAAUUAACGAUUUUUUUUACUGCCCACCAACUCCCAACUCGCAACCAACCAACACACCACCAUAGACUGCUAAAAGUAGUUAAUGUAGACUACGGGUCAGUCAUAUUUUAAUCUGACACGCUCGUGUAACUACUAAAAUCCGUCCUUGGGAUCCCCUAACAUUGGUUCUUUUUUAAAGUGAUAUGGAUAGUGAUGUGCCUGUCGUGUCCAACUGCUAAUAGAAAAAGGCCUUCAUAAAUUAUAGUUAGAAAUAAUUUUACAUUGAACCCAGUGAAAUACUCUUAACAUUGCCAAAUCAAUAUAUGUAGAUUAUGUUAGAAGACUAGUUUAUUUUUGUAUCUUUUGUAAGUUCUUAUCUCGUUAUGGUACGACAUACUUACUUGCCAAAAUCAUAACGAGCGGUUAAUGAGAAAACUCUGUCUUAUAUCAAAGCAAAGAAGUCAAAACUUAAUUUCUUUGAUUUAACACAUAUAUCUUCAUUACCCGAGGAGAUACGAGCUUGGCAGAAAAUUAUUAAUAUGAGAUUAUUGGAUAUUUUUCUAUUUUUAUACGACAUUGCCAUAUGAAAUGUGAAUAUGUAAAGGUAUGUAAAUAAAAGCGAUAGUGAUGA